AUGUUAACUUCAUUUGAAGACUUAUACUUUGAAGAAAACACAACAUCAAAAUACUGUUAUUUUGAGACUGAUAAUUUUCUUCCAAUAAAAGACUACAACGAAUCCAUAGAAUAAUUUGGAAUGUUGAUAGAAGCUUAAAUAGAUGAUGUUAUUAUCAAUUAAAAUGAUACACCAGAAAAUGAGCCUCAAUCAACAUUCUAAGAAAAUAUUCAUUUACAAAACAAUUUUUGUUUACCAAUUAAAAAAAAAAUGUAUAGAUUCCCUAGAGAAUCAAAAAACUAUUUCAAAAAUAUUGGGCCAAAGCUCAGAAAAUUCAUUAUGUAAAAUUUCUCUUAAACACAUGAAUUAAUUAAUCAUCCUUUAAUUGUAGAAUUUUUAAAAGUUAAAAAUUAAAGCCACACCAAGUUGCAUAUUAAACAACUUUGUAAAUCAAGUUAAGGCCUUGCUAUAGCAAAAACUUUCUUUAAAAACUUUAGAUGGGCCAAAUCUCUUGUUAAUGAUGAUCUCAGAAGCUAUUUUCGACUGAAUAGCGAAUGGAAUAAUUGA
Paramecium sonneborni is the source of this 546-nucleotide messenger RNA. NCBI's taxonomy places the organism in Eukaryota, Ciliophora, Oligohymenophorea, Peniculida, Parameciidae. The record is from the annotation of a GenBank genome assembly.